Aspergillus piperis CBS 112811 is the source of this 828-nucleotide messenger RNA. RefSeq lists its product as uncharacterized. Lineage: Eukaryota; Fungi; Ascomycota; Eurotiomycetes; Eurotiales; Aspergillaceae. The record is from RefSeq and is a predicted model, not a curated record. The transcript is spliced from 3 exons. Bases 1 to 828 code for a protein of 275 amino acids.
AUGUCCCCAGAAAAUGGAUCUCCUAUGGUUCUAUUGUGCUGGGGCGAAAGCUCCCAUUGCUCAAUAUUGCCUGUACCAAUUGCAAACUCGGAAGAUGAUGUGGAAACAUGGAGAGAGAUACACAGAGCUUGGUACGCGCGCAGAGGAUAUUGGAGGAAACGUCUGCCAGGAUAUAGUGUCACACGAGUUGACGCUGUCAAGAUCUCACUUCUGGGAUCGAAGAAGGCCUCGAAGGGCCGGGAAAAUUGCGAAUAUAUUGGGAUGUAUACGGGACGCGACAUUCCAACUGAGAGGAAUAUAUUACAACAGACUAUAGACAACUGUGUUCCCAUAUCGGACUGUUUUUACGAUCGUCGCACGGGAACUGUGGAAUGCGGCUAUGGUUGCAAUUGUUUUUCUUGCUUGCCGUACGUCAAUAAUGCUGGGGAAUGCCCAGAAGAAAAAUAUUGUACUGCUAGACGGAACAUUGUACACUUGGACACACUCCACCUGAUGAAACACGCCUUCUCUAACCCCGACCUCGCUGCUUUGAAUGACUUCCUCAAAAAAGAAAAUCUUCUGUACAGCCACCGGGAUGUCCUAGGCCUAACGGAGACUUGGAACAGUUGGCACUGUCCAGCUUUGAGAGAGAUCGAAUUCAGGGGUAUAGUAGUCAGUGAAGGUUGGGCGCUAGAUAAGCAUCAUAUAACUUUGCCUUUGUUAGUCGCUAUAUUACUAGGCGUGGUUGUUGCUGCUAGGUUCCUUUUCGGUUGGGAUACAGCAUGGACAGUUGGCGCCUUUUUUGUCGCACUAAUAUCGCUUCUGUUGUGCAUAUCCUACCAGUUGUAG